Messenger RNA from Anneissia japonica, 3946 nucleotides. RefSeq names its product histone H2A deubiquitinase MYSM1-like. The record is from RefSeq and is a predicted model, not a curated record. Gene Ontology annotation, biological process: double-strand break repair. The transcript is spliced from 16 exons. NCBI's taxonomy places the organism in Eukaryota, Metazoa, Echinodermata, Crinoidea, Comatulida, Comatulidae. Gene Ontology annotation, molecular function: metallopeptidase activity; polyubiquitin modification-dependent protein binding. Gene Ontology annotation, cellular component: BRCA1-A complex; BRISC complex. Bases 14 to 3169 code for a protein of 1051 amino acids.
UUUUUCUAUCUAGAUGAACUCUAAUAUGCCACAGUGGGUGUUACAUGAUGACAUCGACCAUAAAAGUCGUUCUACAAUUGAGAAGAUGCUCUUAGAAGAACACCUUUACUCAGGGAAGAGAGUUCAUACAAGGUCAGGCCAUUCGAAGAACAAUCAACUUUUCCGUAAAUCCGAGAGCAGCUGUAGUGUGCAUCCAGAUACACCCAAAAGGCCUUGGACAGAGGAAGAAACAAAUAUGUUUAAUCAUGGGAGGGAAAUUCAUGGAAACAAAUGGACCAAAAUUGCUGACCUGAUACCAACCAGAACAGCAUCACAAGUCCGAAAUUAUGCUGUUAGAAUGUUGAGGAAAGAAGUAAAAAUUGUUCAACAAAACACAAGCCUCAAAAAGCAGAUAAAAGUGGUUUUACCAAAAGUAAAACAAGACCAAUUACGAGUAGCCAUUGCAUCGACAGAAGGAGCUUCUGAAACUUGUGUCAAACUAAAGAAGUCGCCAAAAAGGAUGAAAAUUACAUCCGUUGCUUGUAAUCCACCAGGAGAAGUAAUGCCUGGAAUAGGAACACCAGGAAAAGGAACACAUGGAACAGAAAAUUCUGCUCUGAAAGGAAAAUCACCUUUGAAAACCACACCUGUUGUUCAACAAGGAGAAGAAGUUAAACUGCAGAAUGUUGACUCUGAUGAAGACAUCGAUGUUGAUGUCGAAGUUGACUCUGAAGUCGAUUUCCCUGGUCAGUCUGGACGACAGCCUUCAAGCCAAUCAGAUCAUCGGAAGUAUACUUCCGAUGGGUCUACAAAAGCUUUUGAUAAUAUUGAGGGAUUAGAACAAGCCAACCGUCUAGGCAUAAACUCUUCAUAUUUUGGUAUGAAAAAUAGUAUCAAUGAUUCUGUUCAUGAUAUCAACAAGAGUAUAUUAAACAAUGUCCAUGUAAAAGUAGUCAAAGUUAAUUUAGACAGUGGUACUUCAGUAACUGAUAUUAUCAAGCAAGAACACCACACAAAUGAUAUACUAACAUCAAGAAAAGCUAGUCCUAAAGGGGAGGAGAUUCCAUUUAAACAAAUGCGUUUGUGCCUCGAAAAGUUACCUCCACAAUGCUCAAAGAGUAAAAGGAGUGGAGUAUCUGAUUCAGAGAAUCGCCAGUCAGAAAAUCUGGAAGAUACCGGUUUAAACCAGAUGGAUCAAACCACUGUUAUAAACAAAUGCAUUUCAAAACAGUCUGAUAAUGUUCAGCAGGACUCAAAGAAUUGCAAGUCAGAUGAACGGGAUGAUACUGGUUUAAACCAGACAGAUCAGGCGUCUUUUAUAAACAAAUGCAUUUCAAAACAGUCUGAUAAUGAUCAACAAGACUCAAAGAAUUGUAAACCAGGAGAACUGGAUGAUACUGGUUUAAACCAGACAGAUCAAGCAUUUUUUAUAAACAAAUGCAUUUUAAAACCACCUGAUAAUGAUGAGCAGCAUUCUAUUGAAAAAAAACAUAUAGAUUCACAUGUCGUUCCCAAAGUGUCAAGAUCAUUAGACCAAGACAAUUUUGUUGAAGCGUCAGAGGAAACGAUAGCAUCAGAGAGUGCAAUGAAUUCUCAGAGAGUGGUGGAUGUAAAGGAGUUUGAAACCUCGCAACGUGACUUAAGUAGAAUGGUGAAAGAAACAUCAGACUGUAUUGAUUCUAGUUUUAGCAAUACAAAUAUUAACUCAAAAAUGAGUGAAGAUCAUUUAAUGAAAUUGACAGAAGAAAAUGAAAAGCGUAAAGAGAUUUGUGUGAACACAACCAAGAAUGACCAUUAUACACAACAAAAUGAUGAAAGUGCUGAAAGUACCAAAAGAAAACUAAUAAUUUCUGAGGGAAAUACAGUUCUGGAUAACAAUGUAAAACAAGCAUCUACAGGCAAAACUGGUGUAGCUUCUUCAAACAAAACUGAGUUUCUCCAUCCUGACAACGAGCAACAAUCAUUUGAGACUGCUGUGGACGAGAUGACUACACACGAGGUCGAUAUAACCUUCCAAGCUUAUUCAUCACGGUUAGGCAGUUGCAAGUCACCAGAACGCUUCGUACAUAUACGAAACAUAAUCCUUAAUAUAUGGGAAACUCGUAAACCAAACUAUGUGAACAAGUUUUUAAUCAGAAAGGAGCUUGAAAAGAACAGGAAGGUCGGCAACGUGAAUGACAUCGGCAAUAUCCACAGCUACCUGGAGGAAGCUGGCGCCAUCAAUGUGGGCUUAGAAAAACCACUACGUUACUUGAAACCAAAGAGGUGUAAGGAAGUACUUACCGAAGAGAAGAAAUCAGAGAUGCUGGAAAACAGGAGAAUAUCUAUGAGACCUAAAAAAAAGAAAGAAGUUGAUAGUGAUGUGGAGGAGAAGUCUCCCAUUGCCAGGAUGUGCCGGACUCAACCAAAACAGAAGCCCAAGCCAUAUGAUCCCUUCAAGCUCAUGGCUUGCUCCAAUUUCUCAAGUUCAACCCCGGCCCCUCUGAAAUUGAAAGUAUCGUCCAAGUCACUGGUCGUGAUGGACCUACAUGCGCAUUUCUCAGGCACUGAGGUGAUUGGAUUGCUUGGGGGAAGCUAUGAUCAGCAUCUGGACCUGCUAAUCAUUAAGACAGCUGUCCCUUGCAAUAGCCUCAGCACGGGCAUGCAGUGUGAAAUGGACCCUGUUUCCCAGACUGAAGCCUGUGAAACCAUCAUAAGCAGUGGUCAACAAGUUGUUGGGUGGUAUCACAGUCACCCAACAUUCCCACCAAAUCCAUCUGUUAGGGACAUUGAAACACAAACACAAUUUCAGAGUUGGUUUGUUCAGGGUGGAGCUCCAUUUAUUGGUGUGAUUGUAAAUCCGUACGGUAGAAACUUUCAGAACGAAUCUGAGUUUCGUUUCAUGACAAUGUGUGAGCAGUGGUUAGAUGGUGAAAUGUGUAAGCAACCGUUUCAGUUUGACUUUGAUGUGGUUCAUCCUUUGAUUGACAGAAAUGAAUUAAUAACUACAACUAUAAGCCUUCUUCGCAAGUUUAAAACAUACAACUACCGAAUUGAGAUGUUGGCAAAGUAUCGAAGCAAAGGGGAGUUAACGUACCUUGAAAAGAUGUUGCUGUCAAUAAAAAAUUGCCUGAUGCUAGAUGGGGGAGCCAUACAAACUGACCUCAUUGAGAAAAUCAGGGACGCUGUAAUCACAGAAUUUAACAAGUAAGAUGCCAGUUGUCACUAGGAAAUUCAGCUUCUGAAGCCAAUGAAAAGACAGCCACUAAUUACGGAGUGUAAUUAACAAACAUCAUGAACAACAGAGAGCAGGUGGUAUGAAAGAGAUGUACAACUAAUGGCUGCAUGUCAGGUAGACAAUCCUAUACGUGUGGGGCUGUAGUAUGUGUACAUGUAUUUUUGGGAUAUGCAGUGUUUAAGUUUGGCGGUCUAGAACAAUAUGUAACCAAGAUCGUAACUCAAUGUUUUGUAACAGAAAUGUCUGUAACAAGGAUGUAAAACAAUAUUUUAUAACAGAGAUGUCUGAACAUUGUAGUGUUAUUUACAUAAGUGUGAAAUACUUUAAAAACUACAAGCAAAUUUUAGCUGCUGUAUAAAUUAAGAAUAAUAUUAUUUAUAACGUUUGAGUACGACGUGUCUGCCGGCCCCUAAAGGUGGUGUACGGUACGUAGCAUAUUAUGUAGUAGCAGCCGCCAUAGCCUAUUCGAUUGAAAUAAGGUCAGCGCAAUUGUCCUAAUGUAUACAUACUGCAAAAGACGCAUGGUAAAACCGCCAUCACCGUACUCGCGCAAAUAAGCGCUCUGUUUGAAUAAGCGCUUCUUCUCUCGUAUAACCGCCCCUCCUAACGUGAAAAUUUCCUUAAGCGCCCCAUUUGAAUAAAUAUUAUAUAUUUACAGUAUAUUUCUGCUGAUGGCCAACAAACUAACCACACCCACCACCACUAAUUGCAUCUGCUAUUUUGCUGUUAUGUAAAUAUUCACAGCAUUCU